Schizophyllum commune H4-8 is the source of this 1059-nucleotide messenger RNA. RefSeq lists its product as uncharacterized. The transcript has 5 exons. The record is from RefSeq and is a predicted model, not a curated record. Gene Ontology annotation, molecular function: transmembrane protein transporter activity. Gene Ontology annotation, biological process: protein import into mitochondrial matrix. Lineage: Eukaryota; Fungi; Basidiomycota; Agaricomycetes; Agaricales; Schizophyllaceae. Bases 1 to 1059 code for a protein of 352 amino acids. Gene Ontology annotation, cellular component: mitochondrial outer membrane; mitochondrial outer membrane translocase complex.
AUGGCGUCGACCUCCAGUGCUUCCAAGGACAUCUUUAUCGACCCCAUUUCGCACUCGACGCCGGCGUCCACGGCCUGGUCAUACUUCAACCCUCUCAGCCCGCUCUCCAAUGCCUAUGACCGUGUGCAGCAGUGGAGGGCCGACCUCGGACUCCCCAACCCGGGCACGACCGAGAACCUCCAGAAGGAGGUUAGGGCGACGACGCUUACGAACCUCAUGUUUGAUGGCGGCCGUGCCGACCUGAGCAAGACACUCUCCGCCAAUCCGCUCUUUCAAGUCACCCACUCCUUCUCCCUCGGCUCGUCGCAAGUCCCGCCGUCAUACAAUUUUGCGUCUGUGUACGCGACGGAUAGCGUCUUCCUCCAGGGCAGCAUCGACCAUGACGGCAACGUCAACAUGCGCGCGAACCAGGGCUGGAGUCCCAACAGCGUCUCCAAGGUGCAGGGCCAGUUCUCCCAGCAGAGCGGGCACCAUAUGGUGCUCGAGCACGACUACCAUGGCCGGGACUUCACCAUCAACCUGAAGGCUAUGGACCCGUGGCCAGCGGACAUGACGGGCAUGUUCACGGGCAGCUACCUGCAGUCCUUCACCAAAAACAUCGCGGUCGGCUUUGAGUCGCUAUGGCAGCGGGCGCCUCCGUUGGCGAACGACGUGAUGACGUCCUACUUGUUAAAAUGGACCUCGGACGACAAGAACACGAUCUCCACCGCGCAGGUCCAGUCGGGCAUCCUGCAGGCGACGUACUGGCAAAAGCUCAGCGAGAAGGUCGACGUCGCGGCGGACCUUCAGGUCGUGGCUCUCCCUCAGCGGCGCGAUGCCGUUGCGACGCUUGCGUGCAAGUACGAGCUGCGUCUUGCUGCCUUCCGCGCGCAGCUCGACUCGACGGGCAAGGUGUCCGCAUUCCUCGAGCAGCGCUUCUCCCCCGCCUUCUCCUUCCUUGUUGCCGGCGAGAUCGACCACUUCAAGAAUGCCGCCAAGUUCGGCGUCGGCGUCAUGAUCGAGAGCUCAACACUAACCCCGGAGGAGAUGGGCCUGCCCCCACAACCGUCUGGGAUCUAG